This is a messenger RNA of Homalodisca vitripennis (glassy-winged sharpshooter), 1549 nucleotides long. RefSeq lists its product as uncharacterized. Bases 1 to 1542 code for a protein of 513 amino acids. Gene Ontology annotation, biological process: maturation of SSU-rRNA. The transcript is spliced from 10 exons. Gene Ontology annotation, cellular component: nucleus; nucleolus. Lineage: Eukaryota; Metazoa; Arthropoda; Insecta; Hemiptera; Cicadellidae. Gene Ontology annotation, molecular function: RNA binding. The record is from RefSeq and is a predicted model, not a curated record.
AUGAAAGAACAGCUGAUGGCAGAGUUUACACUGGAGUCCACAUCCUCCUGGUGGCGUGCUGAAGUCUUGGAGACUGAUGGAGGGUGUCAGCUGACUCCCCGCCGGCAGCAGCAGGAGCCGGGAACCAAAUUCGAUGCAGAAAUAGAAUGUGUUUUAACGGGUCAGAUCUCAUCAACCCCUUUUGUGGUGUUUCGAAGUGGCCAUAUUUUACCACUACAACAAGCUCUUGAUAGAAGAAAAGAACCGCCUCCUGAAAAGCCACUCCUUACAGACGAUGAGACUAUCAGUAGCGCUCACUUGAUAUCAUUGAUAGGUUCGGUGGUAGCUGCACUAUUCACAAAAACACCAAAGGGAGAACACUAUCUACAUCUGAUUCCCUUGGAGGAAGGCUUGAUGCCUCAGUCUCGUCUGCAGUUGAAGAGGAAAACAGAAGAUGAGGUGCAGCUUAUUGGGUACACCUUGGUCACUUACGAAUCUUGCCAUCUGUUAACUUUGUGGUCAGACAGUCAACUCUACAGUUUAGAACUCCCAGCCCGUGGUUGUGAGCAGUUUCCAGGCAGAACUCUAACAACUCUGACCGGCAUCAGUCCUCGUCACCAGACAGCCAUGUUGGCUCUCAGCUCCACUCAUCUGGCUAUCUACGGCGCUCGUGAAAAUGAGGAGGGUGCUCUGGUACUAAUAUUCAACACACAACUGUACGUGCGCCAAUGCAGUAUGCAGUUCAAGAUGUACACAACACCGGCGCGGCUGUGGGCAGGGGGACAACACGCCGUGCUGGUGGUGACAGGACAGCAUGUAGCCGUUGUGCCGUUCUACCUGGGCAAGCAGAGGUUGGCUGCACUGGUAGGCUCACAGGCCCCUGACUCUGCCCCUCCCGCAACCCUGGCUGUGUGGCAGACCACCGCAGUCAAAGAGGAAGUAGAGGAGCUGAAACCGGACACUCAGCCUCAGAUGUUUCGGCUCAUCCAGACACACAUUGAGGAGGGGCUCUCACAGAGGAUGAUUGCUCAGAUGUUGUUCCCAAUAGCCAUAGAUUCGAAUGAUCCAGAAGGACUAACCACACUUCUAAAAAAUAUUAAUGACAUUCCAGAGUCAUGUAUCAUAGCUGUACUCUCAUUUUGUCUCAAGGACAUAGAAACGCCAGGACACAAGGAACUGCUGAGACUUGUGUUGUCUCUCCCCAUGACAGCAGACUUGAGCACUCUCGGACUGCUGAGGCACAAGCUGAAGCUAGGGACAGUGCUGAAUCUGCUGAGACAACUGUCCGAGGCUAUGCUCCUGACUCCUGGAGACCCUCAGCUCGUGGAGUGGGCUACCCUACUGCUGGACGCCUACUACCAACAGUACCUCCUCUCUAGAGAUCCAGCUGUGAUAGAAGUUUUGUCAGAACUGAAGGCUAUAGUGGAUAAGCAGAUGGAAGAGAUCAAGGUGUGGCAGGAACUAGAAUCUUUACUCCUGCAACUACAAAACAGACAAGGGUUGCCAGACUCAUCACUCUUCACCAACAAUACGUACUCCAUUGAUGAGAUUAAACUCUAUUGAUUUUUAA